Messenger RNA from Cylicostephanus goldi, 1502 nucleotides. NCBI's taxonomy places the organism in Eukaryota, Metazoa, Nematoda, Chromadorea, Rhabditida, Strongylidae. The record is from the annotation of a GenBank genome assembly.
AUGUUCAGAGAGAUAACAGACGACGAGGAGGAGCCAACAACAUCUGCUGUUCCGGAGGACACCACUGUAGACACUGCAGCUCCAUCUGAAAUCGAAACUCCUCAAAAUGCCCAGAAUGGAGUGGUUGAGGAGGCUGAGGAACGCACACCAAUCGUGGAGGCAUCAUCGUUACCAGCGAAAACACCCAUAUUUGAAGCUGUUAAUUACCCGACCAUUCCACAACUUUCUGAGGCCGCCAUGACUUCGUCGUACACGAGCACCGUGGCACCACCGCGCUAUGAGAGUAUCACGAAAGGGUAUUUGGAAAAGAACAUAUCCAUUAAUCAUGAGCCACAAGUUGCUGAUGCUCCUCCUUUAUAUCCGUCCUUAUCCAAACUUCACUAUGAAAAGGAUAAACAUGGUCUUCUUACGGAGCAGAAUCUGCUUGCAUUUUACCACAACCCACUGUACAUGGCUAGUGAUGAGUUCGUAGAUAGAUUUGUACAGAAUAAUUUGAUAUCAGCGGGUCCUCUUUUUCCUUUGUUGAAACGAUUGAAGAGGCUGAGUGAACAAAUGGGUAUCAGUGAAGUCAGCGAAAAGGAAAACACAGAAAAUCUAACCAAAUGCCUGCGGGACUCCUGGGUGAUGCAACAACAAACAUUUGAGACUAAGGGCAAGUGCGGUGAGAACAGAGAUGCCUCAGGGACGGGUCGCUUCCACAAAGCGGUUCUAUGUAUGCCAAAAGUCGAAGAGUUGAAGAAUCUGCUAGCUGCCAACCGAACCCAUAUGCUAGAUGAGCGAAUUUGCCAAGAAUCCCAAUUUCGAUCCACAGCUUUGCAGGUGCAAUGGUUGAUAAUCUCUAUCAAUCAACAAUUUAUGGAAGAGAAUGGCUUGUCACUGCAAAGUCCUCCGACGCUACGAGGGUUGGUUCUAGUGCUCGAUACUGCCGCUCCAUCGAAUGGUAGAAUCCUACUUUUGAACGCUCUCUCCGACAUCUUCUUCCACAUGCGGUUUCCGGCUUUGUCCAAGCGAUUUCUCGAUGCACUCGUUGGCUGGGCGAGGGAAUUGGUGUGCGUCUUGAAUAUGUCUUGUCAGUGCGAGGAUGCGCAGUUCGUUUUGAAUCACUUACUGCGUCUUCCGUCGCCGAUAUCGGAAUGGGCAGGGCCUUUUGUGCAAACUUUCAUCCAGGCGCCGACACCACCAAAAGUCAAAGUUGACUAUUGUAUCACCAUGUUAUCGCAUCUAAUGAACCCAGUUACCGCACAACCCUUGUUUUCAGCUGUAGAUAAGGGAGAUCAGUUUGUCGCAUUAGUGGCUUUCCAGCUGCUGCUUAUGAAGGUAACACUUUUGAUCGUAGUUUUUGGUUGUAUAUUGACUAAAUUUGAGAUUCUCGACUCUGGACUAUCCACGUAUUGUGCUCCCGCGUACAAGCAAUUUUGCAAGCAGAUAGGGAAUAAUUUGAGGCUUGUAUCUUCGACUUCUCUAGUUCUUUACUUCGCUCAAAUUUACAAUUUUCUGUAGGC